This is a messenger RNA of Funneliformis mosseae, 384 nucleotides long. Lineage: Eukaryota; Fungi; Glomeromycota; Glomeromycetes; Glomerales; Glomeraceae. The record is from the annotation of a GenBank genome assembly.
AUGCACGUAUUUGAUGAAAAUGCUGUGAAAUUACUGAAAGUCAUUGAGAAAGUUGAUAAUGGACACAUAGAAGUCAAAGAACUUAUGUAUAGACUUACCUUGGACGUUCUCGGAAGAGUUGCUUUUGGAUUUGAUUUUAAUAAUCUUGAAGAUCCAACAAACGAUGUUACUACUUAUCAAGAAGUGACAGCCGAAUGUGAAAAACCUAUAUAUUUUAUUAUCCCAUUCAUUGAGUAUUUCCUGUGUUUUGAUCGUACUGAAGCGCGUAAAAAAGUUGCAAAGAUUUAUGAAUUAUAUAAUGGACUUAUUGAAACGAAACGUAAAUCAAUGGAAACGGAAGAAUUGAAUAUAAAAAUAAGCAAUAAUACCGCUGAUUUUUUAUAA